Messenger RNA from Bursaphelenchus okinawaensis, 6018 nucleotides. The record is from the annotation of a GenBank genome assembly. NCBI's taxonomy places the organism in Eukaryota, Metazoa, Nematoda, Chromadorea, Rhabditida, Aphelenchoididae.
AUGGCGUUCGACGAGCUGCUGGAGGAAAUGGGCGGAGCCGAAACGGCCGCAGGGCAAACCGCCGAGGCCGAGGAGGAGGUUGUGACCGAGCCGUGGUGGCUAAUCGCUCGCCGCUUCGGCCUGAAUACCUAUCAUCCGAGCGUGGCGGACCUGUUCAACGACCCCACCGUCCGCACCGCAUUAGCCAUCUGCAUCCUCAGCGCCAUCGCCGCGCCCCUGUUCACCAUGUUCGCCUAUCGAUUUUGGCGUAAGAAGCAGAAUGAGAAAGGUAAGGUUUGGAAAAAUAGUUUUUUUUGGAAAUUUGAGGUGAAUUUUGAAAAAUUUUCUGAAAAAUUUAAAAAAAUUUUGGAAAGUAAAAAAAAAUAAAAAAAAUUUAGUAAAAUUUUUAAAAAAAUAAUUAAAAUUUAAAAAAUAUUAAAUAAAUUUCGAAAAAUUUAAAAAAUUUAAAAAUCUUAAUAAUUUUAAAAAAUUUUUUGAAAACUUUGAGCUAUAGUACUUUGAUUUAAGAAAAUAGGCUACAGCGUAACUUCUGUAUAACGAAUCGCUUAGGGGCCUCUGGCACUAUAGUUUGCCUUGACCGAGUCAGAGAUUUCCAAUUUUUGUUCACUAUGAAAGUGUUUCGUUAUACUGGAGUUUUAAAUCCACUCUGUAGUGUUGACUGUAGAAUCAAAAUUUGUCCUUUAUACUGGGUUUUCGUUAUACACAGGGUGCUAUACAGGAUUUUCGUUACAGAGGAGUUUCACUGAACUGAACCUUGUUUUAAGAGAAUAUGCUAUUUAUUUUUGAAAAGUCAGGCUAAAAGGCUUUUGAAGUGCAGUUUGUAAAUUUUUUUGAACUUUAAGCCUCAAAAAAGUUUUUAUUUUACACAUCUAAGGUUAGGAAAAAUAAUUUUUUAUGAUUCUUAGGCUAAAAAUGAUAUUUUAGGUAUAAAAAAGAAAGUUUAAACUCGCAAAAAAACGUUAAAAAAUGAAUUUUUUGAAUUUUGAUCUUAUGAAAAAUCGAAAUUUUAUAAAUUUUAUGUUUUCUCUUUAAAAAUUACAUUUUCUAAUAAUAGUGUUCAGUAGCUCGUCAUAUUUUACAAUUUUCUAAAAGUUUAGAACUGAUUUUUAUUAAUUGGGCAGUACAAUUUAAGUACCUCUUCCUGUACCGUGCAAGCCUUUUUCAAGUUUUAACUUACAGUGGAACUCCUGUAUAAUGAAUCGCUCGGGGACACGAAAUCUUUUUGGUUGUAUAGAAGUUUUGUUAUACAGGAGUUUUAAAUGCACUGUGUAGUGGUAGCCGGGAAUUGAAAAGUUGUUCGUUAUACAGGAGUUUCACUGUAUUUAUAUUUUUUAAGCUUCAAGUCCAUUGUGAUGUAUAAUAGUAUAAGUAAAACGACUGUUGUUCUUUUUCACAUAAAACAACAGAUAUUGUGAAAAAGAGGCAAGACAGAUACAAUUACAAAACAGAGACAAACAAUUAUAGUCUCACUCUUGUUUGUUUUUGUUUUUCGGUUCAGAUCGUAAUCUAACGUGACAAAAAUCAAAGUACAAUGGAACUCCUGUAUAACAAAUCUCCCAUAUAACGAACAACUUUUGAAUCCCCGUCUACAACUACACAGUGCAUUUAAAAUUCUUGUAUAACGAAGCGCCUUUAACGAACAAAUUUCAAGUUCCCGAGCGAUUCGUUAUACAUGAGUUCCACUAUAUUUACAAUCAUUUUUAAGAACCGGCAAUUUUUAAAAAUUUCAUUUUUUGUAAAGUAGGUUAGGGUAGGGUAGGGUAGGGUACGGUAGGGUAGGGUAGGGUAGUACAGCAGAUUAAAUUUCAAAAAACAUGUCGAGAAACUUUGUAUUUUAAAACAUUGCAAAAACUUUGUUUACAAGAAUAACAAGUAUUCACGCACUACAAGUUCUUUAUUCUGUUUUUUCUCCUUUACGGUUUCUCUAACUUCCUUUUCAAGGUAGUUAAGCGUGAAAAUUAGAAAAAAAGAGUAAUAUCUGAAGCAAAAUUGCAUGAACUUCCUUUACAAAACAAAAAAUGGCAAGAACUUCCUUUAAAAAACCGAAAUGACUAAAAAUUUUUAAAAAAUCGAUAAAAUUGAAAUUUAAACCUAAAUUUUCAUUUUGCGAAAGAAAUUUUUUAAAUUUUGUAUUCUUUCAGCCGGCUACGCCUCGGUCGAUUCCUCUCAACCGGGCCAUUUCAACGCAGAUUUAUUGGCCUCCAUAACCGAACCCAAACAGCCCAAAGUGGUUGGACCGAAAAAGAACAAGAAACGAACAAAGGUCAGUCAUUAUGAACCGAUUAUGCCUCGAGGGCAUUCGAAUUUAAAUUUUUGUUUUAAAAAGGCAAGAGUUCAAGAAUUCGAAGAAAAUUUAUAAAUAGGUUUAAAUUAUAAGGGGAGGAAUAGGGUUCUCGCUAGGGCUCUGCAAUAAGGACCUGAUUGUGAGCUAAAACUGAAACUAGGGCGGGGGUUAGAGCCAAGGCUAAGGCCUACGACUUGGGCUAAGGCUGGAGCUAGAACUGGGGCUAACUUGUAAGGAUAAGGCUAGAAUUUGAGAUGGGCUAGGGAUAACGACUGAAGCUAAGGUUAAGGCUAGGGUCCUGAAAACUCUGGGCUAGGGCUCUGGGCUAGGGCGCUGGGCUAGGGCUCUGGGCUAGGGCUCUGGGCUAGGGCUCUGGGCUAGGGCUCUGGGCUAGGUCUCUGGGCUAGGGUUCUGGGCUAGGGUUCUGGGCUAGGGCUCUGGGCUAGGGCUCUGGGCUAGGGCUCUAGGCUAGGGCUCUAAGCUAGUUUUUUUUGAGAUUUUAAGUCUAGCAAUGUCAUUUCCAAAGGUCUUGUGGCGUUUUUCAAAAAUUUAAAAAGUGGAAGAUUGGUGGAAGAUUUUCAGUGCAAACUACCUUACAAAUCUUCCACUUGGCUUUCACUGGCCAAAAAUGGCUAAACUAAGCUCUGUUUGUCCAUUUUGUAUACAACACAACAACUUUCACUUUCAUAUAUUGUCAUUUUUAGCCCAUUUGUCAACCAAAUAUGGCAUAAAACACCAAAAAUCCGUUGUUUUUGCCAUUUUUUCCCAAAUUUUAGUCAUAAAAGCGGCUUUUGUGACCGCUGUGACAUUUCCUAGCGACCGACAGCAAGGAAUGGCAUUAACAAAUAAACAAACUUUGUUUAUGGCCAUUAUUUCGAGCCAAAUUGGGCCGAUUUUUCUCGCGCAAUUUAGAAUUUUGGGCUUAAAAGUUAAUCCCCGGCUUCUAUUGCCUUAGGGCUUUAAUUUUUUGGGAUACAAAUAAUUACAUUUAUGAUUUCAAAGGGGUUUGGAAUAUAGUGGUGUAUAAGAAAAUGCAAAAACUUUGUUUACAAGGCUUAGAUUAGCCAUUUUGGAGGAGAAACUAAGAACAAUUUUGGAAAAAAGUAUCAAAAACCAUGUUUUAUUGACGUUUUAUGCCAAAACUUAUUGACCUAUAGACAAGAAAUAACAAUUCAUUAAAGUAAAAGUCAUAGUGUUUUAUAAAAAAUACAAAAACUUUGUUUACAAUACCAAAUUUGGCCACAUUUGGCGAAUAGAAGUCAAGUGGAAGAUUUCUAAUGCAUUUUGCACUGAAAAUCUUCCACAAAUCUUCCACUUUUUAAAUUUCGCCAAAUCCAUCACAAUGACGUAUUUUACCAUUAACUAAUACUUAAACCUUAAAAAACUGUCAUAACUCCUCAUUUUUGCCAUUUCCAGCGAACCGGCCAUCAACAGAUCCCUUCAGACGAAGCCGAAUGCUCCGACGACUCUUCGGCGCCUUCAUCGUGCAUCUCGUCUCCAGAAGUUCAACGUCAACCCAAAUUGACAAAAAAAGAGGAAAAGUACGCGGUUGAUGAGUUCACCGACUUUACGACCGGUAAAUCGACCAAAAUUAGGUUUGCUGACGAAAACGAGCAAAACUCAAAAUCGACCGGUAAAAAGUCGACGGAAAAACGAGAAGAGCUACUGGAUCAAGAUGGCAAGGUAAUUGAUUCACAAAAACUAGUCGAAAACUUUAAAAAAAUCGGUCGAAAAUCAAAAAUUGACCAAAAAUGGAAAAUCGACCGGAAAUCAAAAAUCAACAGACGAAUCGACUGAAAAUGAAGAAAAAAUCACGUUUGAUGGCACAAGGAUAAAUGGAAAAGUAGAUUUUGGAGAUUUGAAGGAGGAAGAUGUCAAGAAACUGGUCGAUAUGCAAUGGCAUGGUAAAUUAGCGACGGCUAAGCUCAGGGCCAAGGCUAAUAAACUACAGGAGAGUAUGACUGAACAGGAGAAAAAAGAGGUAAUCUACAACAAUUUAAUAGCAAAAAAAUAAAAAUUUUGUUUUUUGAAUACUUAAAAUGGUUGAAAAAACGAUUUUAAGGCUCUGCACGGUGCAAAGAAUAAGAUCUUUGGUUGUUCAAUAAAUUCUGAGCUACCUCUCAACACAAAUUCUCGGGGAUAGGUAGGGCAGAAUAAUUUGAACAACCUAGUAAUCAAAAAACCGCACUGUGCGAAGGGUAAUAAUGAAAAGGCUGCAAGGUGCAAAGAAUAAUAAUCAAAAAACUGCACAGUGCAACAACUUUCAUUGGUGUGAAUGCACCGUUCUGUUUGUCUGAGAGCAUUUGAAACGCCAAAAAAAUUAAAAUGUUUUUAAAAAUGAAUUCGAGUUCUAAGUUUCAAUGCAAAAAAAUAAUUUCAAACUGGUUUUUCACAUUUUUUAAUUUUUUGCACAGUGCAGUGAAAGAAAUUGGGAAAAUUGCACAGUGCACAAUAUUUAGGGUUAUGAAGUUAAAGUAUCUUUAAACAUUUUUGAAUUUUAAAAAAUAGUUUUAAAGUUUUAUUUUCAAAAGUACAAUUUCAAAUUAAAAUUUUUGUUUUUAAAAUUUUGCACAGUGCAAUGAAAAUGUUUGGAUUUUUUAAAAUUUCAAACCAAGUGCUAAACGUACCAAAUUAAGAAUUCCGUUGUCAGUGUCUCAAAAACCAGCCUUUUACAUACGUGAAUUAUUGAUUAUUUAUUUACAUUUCACAAUCUUACAAAUAGGCUUUAUUUAAUAUUGGCAAUAACAAGGGUUUUUGAAAGUGAUGACAAAAAAUGACAAAUUUGAUUUUGUAAUUUGAAAUAAUGAACCAAGACAAUUAAUGGCGUAUUUUACAAAAUUAAAACUUUGACUUAUCUUAUACUUAGCCCAGAGCCCUAGCCCAGAGCCAUAGCACAAAGCCUUAGCCCUAAUUCAGAGGCUUAGCCCAGAGCCCUAGCCCAGAGCUUUAGCCCAGAGCCCUAGCCUAGAUCCCUAGCCCAGAGCCCUAGCACAGAGCCGUAGCCCAGAGUCCUAGCCCAGAGCCCUAGCCCAGAGCCCUAUCCCAGAGUCCUAGCCCAGAGCCGUAGCCCAGAGCCCUAGCCCAGAGUCCUAGAUCAGAACUCUAGUUCUAGCCCUGGUUUUAGCCCUGGUUUUAGCCUUCCCGUGCUUUGUGGUGGCCCUGGUCUGCCUUUCAUUGACGUUCCUGCGUUAUCGUGCUUUGAUUUGUCUUUCAGUGCCUUGCUUAGCCCUGUCCUGCCUUUUCCUGCUUUGCCCUGCCUUACCCUACAGCAACUCUUCCCUAAACAUUUGAUUCUUUCUGCUAGACAUAAGAAACGGCUCAGCGAGUCUUGAGCAAAAUUUAGAUCUGCCCGGUGCUUGCCAUCGGGCCGGGCCGGCCCGGAGCAUAAUUUCGAUCGGGCCUAACAUUUAGGCCCGGCUCGUUUCUCAUGUCUACCUGCUUUAAAAUAUACCCAGCAUUAAAAUUUGAACUGCCCUAAACCCUAUAUCUCUCUCUACCAGCCCACCUGAAAUAUUAACCCGCCCAAAAAGUUUGCCUUUUUAAAACAUAAACUGUUAAAAUUUUGAAAAAAUUUGAAAAUAAUGAUUAAAUUUUUAAAUUUUCAACUUCAGGAGCAAAGACUGAAGAAUGAGCAGUUAGAAAAGAUCUUUGCUCUGAUGCAGCAAGAACAAGACAAGUUUGGCGUAGCUGAUAAGAGCGAUCUCAUGGAGCAGAUGAAGAUGUACUCAAUUUAG